GUUAAGGAAAGAAAUCACUGUCAUACCUUAAUCAAAUCAUACUUGCUAAUCAUAACCGCCAGCUCAAGAAUUUGACCGUUGAGCCGCUCCCCUGCCUCAAUUCAAACACACAGUCCAUUGCCUCUCAAUAAAACCCUAAAAACCGCAGAAAAAAAGAACCCAUUGAGUCAAGGAUGAAAACCAUCUUCCAUCUCUUUCUUUAAUUUUCUGUCAUCUCUUUAACCCUCUUUCUCCGUGCACAGUUUUAUUUGAAGAAAAUGUCAAGGAUGAAAACCGUUGGCAAGCCUCCACUUGCUAAAUCGCCCACCAGGCUGCGUCCUCGCCGUUCUAUUCGAUCUGAAUCCACCACUUCACAGACUCCUCCUGGUUCUUUAGCUAAAUCUCAGAGACCAAACAGGAAAUGGGACAUGGAAGAAUCUGAUCUCCGCCCUGAAUACCAAUCAAUAUCCUGGGAGUUACGUGCUCUAGCGAAGAUGGCUCGCGGUGAAUUUGGAAAUGGGGAGUCAAGUAAUGGUGGAGUUGGUCGAAGUUUGAGUGCAAAUUCUAGCCCUUUGUUUGAGAGAGGCAGGUUUUAUGAGGAGUAUUCUGUUAGGAGAAAUGAGAGGUUGAAGAGAAAGAAAGGAGACACAGGAAAUGAGGUGAAGACUCCUUGUAAUCUUGGAGUAACUAUUGAGUCUUCAAAGAGGAGGGAUUCGAAGAAGCUUGAGAGCUUGAGGAAAUCUGUUUCUGCUGCUUACUGUGUGGAGAGAAAUGAGAAUUCAAGGUACAUGUUGAGGAGCAUGAAUAAAGAGAACAAGAAGCCUCCUUUGCCUGUUUACAAUUACGAGAAAUCUGUGCUUGCAAGUGAAAGGAAAGUUACUGCUCGGAAGGCUAGGAAAAUCUGAAUGUUGGAAUUGGGUUUUAAAGAUGGUUUUAUUGAUUUUGAAUCUUCUUUGGGAAUUUGCUUUGUAAGGGAAACUGGAUCUUACGUCAUACUCUUAUAUGAGUAUUAUUAUUGUUUUAAAAGCCUGUUUGGGUUCAA
Populus trichocarpa (black cottonwood) is the source of this 1021-nucleotide messenger RNA. RefSeq lists its product as uncharacterized. Lineage: Eukaryota; Viridiplantae; Streptophyta; Magnoliopsida; Malpighiales; Salicaceae. The transcript has 2 exons. The record is from RefSeq and is a predicted model, not a curated record. Bases 258 to 884 code for a protein of 208 amino acids.